Molecule: messenger RNA, 2817 nt
Organism: Pseudocercospora fijiensis CIRAD86
Lineage: Eukaryota; Fungi; Ascomycota; Dothideomycetes; Mycosphaerellales; Mycosphaerellaceae
Exons: 2
Coding region: 682-2817 (711 amino acids)
Cellular component (GO): RNA polymerase II transcription regulator complex
Molecular function (GO): transcription cis-regulatory region binding; DNA-binding transcription activator activity, RNA polymerase II-specific
Source: RefSeq, a predicted model, not a curated record
GCAGUGGACGUCAAAGCUAUGCGACUUGGGGGGCCUCCGCUGGAUUUAUCAGCAUGCCAUCAGCGAGGCGCGGCAGCUGUACGCUUCGAAGAACCAACAACCUUUGCGGUGCUGCAGCGUUUCUCGCCUUACCACGAAAUCCUGGUCGCAUUGUCUGCUGUCUUCCAAUCAUCCGUUUGACCACUGUUCGUCUCGUUUUCGUGUGCAGCGUAGCGUGCUGCGCUCUCUGCCCUUUGCCUGCCGCCGACGCCGACGCUGUGGCAGAAGAGAGAGUAGCCCGUGAUAAGCUCGGCCAUCACGACCGUCUCAGGCCACUUUCGCCAUCGUCCUGCUGCCAGCAGUUUCUCUCCGACAUCCUGUCACGACUGCUCCGCUCCGCUCCGCUCCGCCACCGCUGCCACCCCGAGCGGGCGCAUCAUAGUCUGAGCAGUGCAUAGGCUGAGAAUCGAGGUAUGCCCUUUGCAACAGUCCAGCCCGCCAGCCCCAGUCCAUGCAAUGGAACGCACAGCUUCGGUGGGGUUGAUCGCCUUGCUCCAUCCCGAGUGAGGCUACUGCGCAUCCGCCGCACCAUAAUCCUCCGUCCAGACUCACCAGGCCCCGUCAAUCUCACGCUCUCCCUUGUUCCUUCGUCUCCUCUUUGACAAUUGCUGACCAGCAGCCUUAGCCACUCCGUCCAGAUCGAUGGCCGGUCGCCUAACAAAGCCAAAAGAACAACCCGCUCCGUACUUGUCCUCCAAUCAGCAGGACCUCCUCCUCGCCGCAUUGAACUCGCAAGCCCGUAGCCAAGGCCAAAGCACGUCGGUCGGCGACGGCCUGUUGAAAAGAUCACGCUCGGACCCCUCAGCCGCAGCUCAAACGGACACCAUGAGCGGUGCCAAUGGUACGCUCUUCAUGAGCCCGCAAGAUGCGGCGCUCGACAACUUCGACAUCAAUUACACCCCAGACGUGGAUUACCUUGAUGGGGACAAUUUCGAGUUCGAAAAUGCCGAUCUGGGCGGAGAAAUGAUCGGCGCGUUGCCAGGAAGCGGCUCUGGCGACGACUCUCAAGUCAGCAAUGGCGAUGGCCACGAGAAGCGCAAGAGUCCAGACGAGAAUGGAGGUGCUGCAGAAGGCGACACAAAGAGACAGGAAACAGAAGAAGGCGAGAAAGGCGCCAAGAAGCCCGGCAGGAAACCGCUCACCACGGAACCGACAACAAAACGAAAAGCGCAAAAUCGUGCGGCACAGCGCGCUUUCCGUGAACGUAAGGAGAAACAUUUGAAGGAUCUGGAGACGAAAGUCACCGAGCUGUCAAAAGCUCAGGAAGCUGACAAGCACGAGAACGGGCUGCUGAAGGCCCAAGUGGAACGCUUGCAGACUGAAUUGCGUGAAUAUCGCAAGCGGCUUUCCUUGAACAGUGGCGCUCUCCGCGGAUCACCGCCACUCAAUGCUGUCGGUGUACAACAUCGCAGCAACAGCGCUGGGUCGUACAAUGGAGGCUUUCAGUUCGACUUCCCAAAAUUUGGUGGCCUCCCUGGAAGUGCGUUGUUCGGAAACCAGAACCUCUCCACCGGCAACAGCCCCAUUAACAAGGCUUCUGGCAACACUGCUCCAGCUAUGACUCAGUCGCCAACCAGUCUCAAUGGACAUCGGAACUCUCUGUCGCAGGGGCAAAACUCGCGCCAGAACAGCAUGGGUCGAAGCAUGAGCCCUCAAAGUCUUCAAGGCAACGGAUCCAGUGUGACAAGCCCUGCGCAAAUGACCAACAGUGAUGCAACGUUUGCGCCGUACAGCACCAACAACAAUAUGCAUGGCUUUGCCAGCACACUUCCACAAAUGAACAAUGAUGGUUUUGGAGACCUGUUCAGCCCGAGCAUUCUCAAGGGCGCCAACUCGGACGAGUAUUUCGGUGGCUCCAAACUCAACACAACCGCUUCGUCGGUUUCCAACCUCGACAACGGCGGCGACAGUACUGCUGGACUGAAUCGCGUGUUCCAAUUCAAUGGUGGUAGCAUUAGCGAUAGCACGUCCCCGAGCGCCAGCUCGUCCAGCCAAUGGAAUGCAAAUGGCAACAGCUCUUGUGGCACAUCUCCUGAGCCUUCUCACGACAGCCCUGCGCUCAAGGACAAUAAGGAGAAGCCUGCAGAGAAUUUCUGCGACAAGAUAAACCCCAACAAACAACAGACGAACAUUUCUCAUGUUGCGAAAACAGACUACAGUUCGCAGACGGGUCUCAAUUCCAUGUUUGGGUUUCCGAACAACGACUACAAUGUUCCGUCUCUCAAUAGCUUUGAUCCGGUACUUUUUGGCGAUUACCGAGACAGCAACGACGCCAUUGUCGGAGCUGGUGGUGAUUUCACAGGCGGUUUCUUCGACGAUGCAUUAAAUCCGUCAUCUUUUGAUAUGGGCUCUCCUAGCAAUCUUUUUGGCAUUCUUCAAUCGCCACAACAGACACAAAGCUCGUUGGCUGUAAGCAAGUCACCGGUAAACGCAUCCACGCCGAGCAGGACUUUGAUGGCAGAGAUUGAGAAGACUCGUGACGGAGACAAUGACGAGCACCUGGUUUCCGCUCAGCCGCGGAAGAAGCCUGCGGAUGGCAAAUACGUCAGCUGCAAUAGCAUCUGGAACCAGCUUCAAUCGAAUCCUGAUUUCCAGGAGGGCAAGUUCGAUCUAGAUGGCUUGUGCUCAGAGCUUCGUGCGAAGGCAAAGUGCUCCGAGUCUGGCGUGAUGGUUGAUCAGGAUCAUGUGGAGGCUGCUCUCAAGAAGCUUGGCCAAAAGAAUGAAGCUGGUAAGCCAUUUGAAGUUCCAUCUCUGAUGUUUGAGCAGGACAGCUGGUGA